Messenger RNA from Nannospalax galili (Upper Galilee mountains blind mole rat), 3395 nucleotides. It is a transcript of the gene Mau2, whose product is annotated as MAU2 sister chromatid cohesion factor. NCBI's taxonomy places the organism in Eukaryota, Metazoa, Chordata, Mammalia, Rodentia, Spalacidae. Gene Ontology annotation, molecular function: double-stranded DNA binding; protein binding. The coding region runs from base 39 to 1880 and encodes 613 amino acids. The record is from RefSeq and is a predicted model, not a curated record. Gene Ontology annotation, cellular component: SMC loading complex; chromatin. The transcript is spliced from 19 exons. Gene Ontology annotation, biological process: mitotic sister chromatid cohesion; maintenance of mitotic sister chromatid cohesion.
CCUCUCUGUGGAGGCGUCUUGUUGUUGUGCAGGCCAAGAUGGCGGCGCAGGCGGCGGCAGCGGCGCAGGCUGCCGCGGCUCAGGCGGCACAGGCCGAGGCGGCCGAGUCGUGGUACCUGGCGCUCCUGGGUUUCGCCGAGCACUUCCGCACGUCCAGUCCGCCCAAGAUCCGCCUGUGCGUACACUGCCUGCAGGCCGUGUUCCCCUUCAAGCCUCCUCAGCGCAUCGAGGCCCGCACGCACCUGCAGCUCGGCUCAGUUCUUUACCACCACACGAAGAACAGCGAGCAAGCGCGCAGUCAUCUGGAGAAGGCGUGGUUGAUAUCACAGCAAAUUCCACAGUUUGAAGAUGUUAAAUUUGAGGCAGCAAGCUUGUUGUCUGAGCUGUACUGUCAAGAGAACUCUGUGGAUGCAGCAAAGCCACUGCUGAGGAAAGCCAUCCAGAUCUCACAGCAGACACCAUACUGGCACUGCCGCCUACUCUUCCAGCUUGCUCAACUGCACACCCUGGAGAAGGAUUUGGUAUCAGCCUGCGACCUCCUGGGCGUGGGGGCCGAGUAUGCCCGUGUGGUGGGAUCCGAGUACACACGGGCACUAUUCCUGCUCAGCAAAGGGAUGCUGCUGCUGAUGGAGCGCAAGCUGCAGGAGGUGCAUCCAUUGCUCACUCUGUGCGGACAGAUCGUGGAAAACUGGCAGGGCAACCCCAUCCAGAAGGAGUCAUUACGUGUCUUCUUCCUGGUGCUGCAGGUGACCCACUACCUGGAUGCUGGGCAGGUGAAGAGUGUGAAGCCAUGCCUGAAGCAAUUGCAGCAAUGUAUCCAGACCAUCUCUACACUUCAUGAUGAUGAGAUCCUGCCCAGCAACCCCGCUGACCUCUUCCACUGGCUGCCCAAGGAGCACAUGUGUGUGCUUGUCUACCUGGUCACAGUGAUGCACUCCAUGCAGGCCGGCUACUUGGAGAAAGCACAGAAGUACACGGACAAGGCACUCAUGCAGCUGGAGAAGCUAAAGAUGCUUGACUGCAGUCCCAUCCUCUCGUCCUUCCAAGUCAUCCUGCUGGAGCACAUCAUCAUGUGCCGGCUCGUCACAGGCCACAAAGCCACUGCACUACAGGAGAUUUCCCAAGUCUGCCAGCUGUGCCAGCAGUCUCCCCGGCUCUUCUCCAACCACGCUGCCCAAUUGCACACGCUGCUGGGUCUGUACUGCGUCUCUGUGAACUGCAUGGACAACGCUGAAGCCCAGUUCACCACAGCCCUACGGCUCACCAACCACCAGGAGCUGUGGGCCUUCAUUGUGACCAACCUUGCGAGUGUGUAUAUACGGGAAGGAAAUAGACACCAAGAGGUACUGUACAGUUUGCUUGAGAGGAUAAACCCAGACCACAGCUUCCCAGUCAGCUCACACUGCCUGCGAGCAGCGGCCUUCUAUGUACGGGGGCUCUUCUCCUUCUUUCAGGGCCGUUACAAUGAAGCCAAGCGAUUUCUUCGAGAAACUUUGAAGAUGUCAAAUGCUGAAGAUCUGAACCGGCUCACGGCCUGCUCCCUUGUGCUGCUGGGCCAUAUCUUCUAUGUGCUAGGGAACCAUAGGGAGAGUAACAACAUGGUUGUGCCUGCCAUGCAGUUGGCUAGCAAGAUCCCAGACAUGUCGGUGCAACUGUGGUCAUCAGCCCUGCUGAGAGACCUCAACAAGGCAUGUGGAAAUGCCAUGGAUGCCCACGAAGCUGCCCAGAUGCACCAGAACUUCUCGCAGCAGCUGCUGCAGGACCACAUCGAGGCCUGCAGCCUCCCGGAGCACAACCUCAUCACGUGGACGGACGGCCCACCCCCCGUGCAGUUCCAAGCCCAGAAUGGACCCAACACCAGCCUGGCCAGCCUCCUGUGAGGCCCCUGUGGCCCAUGUCCUCGACUUCCACCGAACACUGGAGCUCUCUGGGAGCACAUCUGCCAGGGUGUCUACCGAUCCCUCACCACUGUCCAGAGCUUCUGAGUCCUAGGAGUCCUGGGGCCACAGCCUGCCUCUGGGAGUGAUGGCCAGUCCUGCCUGCACCGGGAUUCCAGUGCCAUCUGUUGGAGGGCACUUGUGGCUUGCUCUGUGUCUCAGUCUCAUUUGUGGGGAACAGGGUGCAGGCCUCUGCCCCUCCCAAUCUGUGGUGCUGAGUCAUCGUCACCCUAGGGUGUUACCACUGACUGCUCAGCUAAACUUUGGGGCUGCUGCAGGAGCAUGACUACACAAAGUGGGCCCAUGGCAAAAGGAGGAAAGAAUGAUAGCCCACAGUUGGGACAGGCCCAGGUCCAGUACUUUCCCCAGCCCGCUUUCUUCUCCAGUGACCCCUGUGACAGUGCCUGCAUUCUGGGCCUCCAAACUUGACUGCCUAGAGGCUGAUCCCAGUGGUGGGGAGGAACUGGGAACCUGGUGUGUGUAUUACAGCCAAUGGGCUGAGACCCUGCACCUCCCUGUAUGUCCCUAAGGAGCUCCUUGCCCCGAUUCAACAUGGCCUUUUUGCCCAGGGCAGGGCAUGAGGCAGAAGCCUUGUGGGACCUGAAUGAUGGGCUACCUUCCUGGCAGCUGUGUGGCUUUCCUACAGGGGCAGGAGGACAGUUGUGAACCCAGCUCAGCUGUACCUCUGGGAUAACUGAGGAGUUCACCCCAGGGGUAAUAGAACAGUCAUGAUGGGGGACAAUAGCCCUCACCCCUUCCUGCACCAGAGCACCAGAAUCCAUGACUGAGGAGUCACGGGAACUGCUCAUGCCAGCAGCGCAGGGCUCCAAGGUCUGAAUGAACAUCAGUGCAGAGCUGUGUGGCAACCACUGCCCACAGCCAGGUGCUCCCAACCCUCCCAUCUUCUCCACGGGACCUACCCUGUGGCAUCUCAACCCUGCCUAUUUAUUUAUGCUUUUUUCCGCUUCUAGGGCAUUUUGUACAUAGAGCAGUUGAAACAAGGCCCUUGCAACUUGGUAUCUGCCCUGAUGUUAGAGUGCUUUUAGUAACCGACCACGCUUGGCGUGUGGGAAAAACUAAGGAUGAGGUUGUAACAGAGACUCCAUGAUCAGUGUUGAGCUCCCCACUUGUGUGCAUCAAGCCUCCAUAACCCCAAGGCAGUCGUCACAUGGUUAAGGAUUUAGAGAAAACCCUGUGGGAAGAGCUGGAGCAGAGGGAUGUUGGGGCUGGUGGGGGGCUGGCGGGAGUCAGGCCUGGGGUGUGACCCCACACAUGCCUAUCGCCCUACUGUUCCAUAGGUGACAUUCUGUUGAAUGAAGGUUUGUUGUAAGUAUGUUGCAGGAUGUUUUUAAUGGGUUCAUGGCAUUGCCCAGUUUUAGCAGCCUGUGUUUUUAAUCACGAGUUUUUUAAAAAACAAUUGUAAGUGGAAAACUGUUUAAAAGAGAACUAUGGAAUGUU